This is a messenger RNA of Menidia menidia (Atlantic silverside), 12541 nucleotides long. NCBI's taxonomy places the organism in Eukaryota, Metazoa, Chordata, Actinopteri, Atheriniformes, Atherinopsidae. The record is from the annotation of a GenBank genome assembly.
AGUAACCAGUCAAGAAAUGAUGAGUCAGAAGAAGAGGAAGUCAGCCCGGACAAGCUUUGGGGCCACUGCACCUCCAUUCCUCGACUACCUGAAAGAUAUUUUGCGUCGAUAUCCAGAUGGUGGGCAAAUUUUGAAGGAACUGAUUCAAAAUGCAGACGAUGCUCAAGCCACAGACGUGGUUUUCAUCCAUGAUGAGAGAUGCUAUGGGUGUGAGAGUCUUUGGACUGACGAACUGGGAAAAUACCAAGGUCCUGCUCUCUAUGCCUACAACAAUGCAGCAUUUUCUGAUGAUGACUGGGAAAGAAUUCAGAAGGCAGGAAGAAGUGGCAAGCUGAAUGACCCCAACAAAAUCGGGAGGUUUGGAAUUGGUUUCAACUCGGUUUACCACAUAACAGAUGUGCCCAGUAUAUUCAGUUCUGGACACCUUGGGUGGAUGGACCCACAAGAAAACAUAUUUGGUGAAAGAAAUGGAGGAUUUCUGUGGUCUUUUGAUAAUCCCGAACACCAAGAAGCCUUGAUGACAAUGUAUGAUCAGUUUCAACCAUUUCGAGAUAUAGUUUCGCUUGUAGGCAAACAAGGAUGGUCAAAAGUGGUCAAAGAGGAUAAGCAUUUUGAUGGGACAGUCUUCAGAUUCCCUUUGCGCAACAAAGCAUCUGAAAUUUCAGAUAAUCUGUAUGAUUCUAACAAGGUCGUUGAGCUUUUUGACAGCUUCGCUGCAGACUCAGACUUGAGCCUCCUCUUCUUGAAAAACGUUAACUCUGUCUCCUUGAUACAUGUCCACACUGAUGGCUCUGUCGACACCAGGCUGAAGGUGAAAUCUUCUGCUGCAGGCGAGGUUGUUUCUAUGGCAGGACAGGAGUCAGCCAUUGAGGGUUUCUCAAGAUUCAAAGAGAUAACCCUCAGUUCAGGAGACCCCAAAGAGACUCAAGAAUGUGGCAGGCGUUGGCUUGUGACAACUUGUACCAUGAAAGAGGGCAAAGACAAAGACCUUGAUGUCCUUGCAAAAAAGUUGAGCUUUUUGCCUCGAGUUGACUUGGCAUUCCCCUGUGGUGAGGAGAAAGACGCUUGUGAGGGUAGACUCAGCUGCUUCCUCCCCCUCCCAAACAAUGAGCCCAACAAGACAGGCCUCCCUGUUCACGUCAAUGCCUGCUUUGGGCUCACGGACAACCGAAGACAUAUCAAGUGGCAAGAGGAGGACCAGAAACAUGACGAACAUGCUUUGUGGAAUGAACUGCUGGUAAAAAAGAUGCUUCCACAAGCAUACCUGAAAAUCCUUCAAGAUGCCAUUAAACUUUCCCAACAAUCCAGCCUGUCGGUCUCCUCUGUGUACAGUCUGUGGCCUGAUAUCGCCCAGAUGCAGCACAAAGAAAAAUGGCGUACUGUUGCUCUGGAUCUUUUUGAUCACCUAUUCAGAUACGACCUGGCUGUCCUUUCUCUUGCCAAAGAUGAAACUCAGUUCAUCCCACUCUCAAAGGCUGUGCUACCCUGUAAUGGUCCAACAAACACAACCAUAUCCUCGGCCAUUAAAAGGACUUUGGUGUCCUGUGGAGAAAACCUUGUGACUUUUCCUGCAAGUGUUUUGAGGGCUAUCGAGAGCUAUACUCACCACACAACCACAAAUUAUGUGACUCCAUCCUUCCUGAGAAAAGUCAUUCACAGAACUGGUGUGCAUUACAUCCCUGCAGAUGACAAACUGUGUCUUUUAGAGUACAUAUUGAGUGAUGGAAAAUACAGAGAACUUAGGGGCCUUCAGCUUCUUCCACUCAGUGACGGCUCCUUUAGAUCUUUCACAGACAAGGAGGAGGACAAAGCUUUAAUUGACAGCGCUGAAUUCCCAAGAGUCUUACUGCCAUACUGUAAACACCUCUUCAUCCCAGAAACUCUCAGUCAAACCUGCAGAACCCACCUGGAGAACCUGGCCAAACAAAAUUUAUUCAAAGUCAUCAACAUUGAAGAAGAUGAUGUGGCCGAAUACACAAGAAGAUAUCUGCCACAGGAUUGGAAGCAGUCAGGGACCGCGCUUGUCACAUGGGACAGCAGCAACAGUCAGCAUCCACCUUUAGACUGGCUUCAGACAUUCUGGAGGUUUCUCAAUAAUCACUUCCAACAGUUAAGUGGUUUCAAUGAAAUUCCUCUCAUCCCUGUCGGUCCCCUGUCUGUCAGUCGAACUUUACUAGCUAAACUUCAACAAAACACAACCCUCAUUUUCCAUGACAGUAAGCAGAGCCGUUUGCCAGACCAAAUAGCUCAGCUUGUGACCAAAGUUGGUGGCACAGUGGUGAGCUCAAAGGAGUGGCUCAGACAUGAAGACCUCAGCAAAUACGUGCUAAGUCCAUCUCCCAGGAGCGUCAUGGAGGUCUUAAAGAAUCUAGACUCUGACCAUCUUAUCAGAAGCCUAACAUUUGAGUCUCUAAGCGCACAAGAGGGCCUGAAGGACUAUCUUUCUCAAUUAAAUAGUCUCUCAAGCAGAGAGAAAGAUUUACUCUUGAUGUUGCCACUGUUUAAAACCAUGAAAGGAUUAUGUGUUGCAGCUAAAUCAAAACAGGCAGUGCUUCUAAUGUCUAGUCCAAGACUGCCUUCCGAGCUGCCUGUGCCUGAUUCAGUCAUCCAGUGUGCUACUGCGGCUGAUCGCAGACUGUUGGAGCUGAUGGGCGUUGAUCUCCUGGGUCCACCUGAGGCAGCCAUGCUUCUCAUUGGCUGCAUUGAGAAAGAAUAUUGCAGCAAUGUGGAAACUGAGACAAUCAUGACUUGGAUUUUACAGCAUGGUAACAUCCUUUUCUCUCAAAACCCUUCCUUAAAAAGCAAAUGCAGGAAUUUGAGAUUCAUUGAGGUAAAUGGGGAACUGAAAAAUAUUUCAAGUUUUUUGGAUCCAAGAAAAGAAAGAUUCAGAACCAUCUUUGAGGCAAAUUUCUUCCCCUCUCCUGCAUUCACUAAGACACAGCAGAUGCUGGAAAGUCUGACAGAUCUUGGACUGAUAACAAAAGCAGCAGAUAUCAAACCAGAGCACUGGUUACGUGUCGCCACAGUCAUUGACUGCUUGAGUGUGGACUCACACACCAAGGCUUUGGAGAAAUCUCACGUCUUCUUGGACAUCCUGAAUGCGAAUGAUCUACUUUCAAAGUUUUCUCGUGAGCAGCUUAAUUGCCUGAAGAAGUUGAAAUGGCUCCCAGGUGAUCAACCGGGUGAUGAAAAAAGACAGUUAUGUGACCAAUCUCAGAAAUGUUGUUUCUACUGUCCAGAAGAAAUCAGACACCCCAUGUAUGAAAACAUUAUUGGCCAUGUGAUGCCUGUGACAGGGAAGCUCAUUGAUAAAGUUAGCAAAAUGCUCGGUCUCCAAUGCCUGCCCCCACCCAAGAAAGUGAUUGAAAACCUGUCAGUUGUGAAAUCAAAAGCAAAAGAAAUAGCUGAUGAUCCAGACACAAAUGAAAAAGUCGAAGCGAGGCAACAGCCAUUUGCAAGUCCAGCUGAGGUAAAAGUGUCAAUAGAGAUCCUGAACUGGCUGUGGAGAGAGAAGGUGGAAGUUGAGGAUGACAUCCCAGUGCCAGUCAUCCUAGAGGAGCAACAAUUCUCCCUUAAACCACAUUCAGAAGCCCUCCUCUGUGAUGUCAGUGAAAGCAGUCUUCAAGAACUUCAGUUCAGUAAAGAGGGCAUGUACAUCUUGCAUGAAGAAAUCCCCAUAGCAACAGCUGAAUGGUUGAAAAUACAAUUUCUCAGUAACUUCAUCCUCGCCCCGGAAGUAGUGGGAAUAGAACAGUGUGGCCAGUUUGAGCCCAUAACUACCAGGAUUAAAAACAUCCUUAAAGAGUAUGAUGAAGAAAGUGACAUCUUCAAAGAGCUAAUCCAAAAUGCUGACGAUGCUGGAGCAGAAGAAUGUAAAUUCUUGCUGGAUUACAGAGUACACAAUAAUCCCCCUGAAAGUCUCAUUGAUCCAGGCAUGGCCCUCUGUCAGGGACCAUGUCUCUGGGCAUUUAACAAUGAGCAGUUUUCGGCCGAGGACUGGGAAAAUGUUGUCAGAGUUGGCUCUGCCUCAAAAGAAAACAAAGUGGAAAAGAUUGGAAAGUUUGGACUGGGAUUCAAUACAGUGUAUCACGUAACAGAUGUUCCCUCCAUCCUCAGUGGCAACAAGCUUCUCAUUCUUGACCCAAAUGUUUCACACCUUAAGAAGCACAUCAGACACAAAACAAAUCCGGGAAUCAAACUGGAUCUCUCUCAAAAGAGACACUUUCGCCUUUUUCCUGGUUACUUUGGACCAUAUGAGCAGAUUUUUGAUUGUAGUUUCACUGACAAGAGUUCUCCUGAACCCUACAUGGGCACUUUGAUCAGACUACCUUUCCGAAGCAUAGAAGAGGCUCACAUGUCAGAAAUAAGCACAAAGGUAUUUCAUGAACAUGACAUUGUUGCUUUACAGGAGAACUUCACGAUAAGUGCACAAACCCACCUGCUUUUUCUCAAAAACGUCAACACACUUUCCUUACAAAGCAUCUCAAACAAUGCAUCAACUCCACCUAGAGAUGAGGAAAUAGAAACCAUCCUCACGGUCUCCAAAACCCCUGUGACAACAAUGAGGGUUACAGAUGAAAGUGAACAGUGUCAGGCUGAGGAGUUGCUGAUGGAAAAUGUAAAUGUUAGAUGCAAAGAGGUCAUUGACAGCAGCACAAUUAACAUUGUUGAAAUAGACAGCCAGCAGGCUGGUAAAACUGAGAAACAACUCUGGCUCCUGUACAACUGCUUUGGGACACAUCAGUCCUUGAAAAUGGCUCUGAACGGAAACAAGAAAGCCAAGUUCUCUUUGCCCAUGGGGGGGAUUGCCGUGCCCUUGCAAAUAAAGCAAAAAAGUCAAAAACUGUCCCCACUACAAACACAUCUUGUUGGGCAGGCAUUUUGCUUCCUGCCUCUUCCCAUUCACACGGGUCUUCCAGUGAAUAUAAAUGGAACUUUUGCUGUGAUGAGCAAUCGAAAAGGUCUGUGGGAAAGUGGAGUAAAAAGCGAGUGGAACAAAGCUCUUCUUCGAGAUCCUGUAGUGAGAGCAUAUCUGACUUCCCUUUUGGCACUAAAGGAAAUGUCUCAAAACGACCAGCUGGAAAUUUACCGUUAUCACACCUUUUGGCCAGACAGAGAGAAGGUCACUGAUACUUUCAAGCCUUUGGUGGACGCAUUUUAUUCUGCCAUUGCUCAGCGGUCCAAUGGCCCUGAGCUCCUCAGUGAUGGAGAACACUGGUGCUCAAUGAACAAUACCAUAUUUCUGCACGAGAGCAUUGAGGAAGAUCCAUGCAUCAGUUCAAUUGCAUUCCAGGUGUGCAAGAAAUAUGCAAAAGCAACUGGCUAUGUUGUUCACCUACCACUGUGGUUAAGAAAUAACUUCAAACAGGCUGGCCUGGGGGAAGUUUUAGAGAGCAGAACCUGGACCUGGGAGAAGUUCUAUCAGGAGGGAGUGUUCAAAAACCUGGAGACCUUGGACCCAAAGAGCAGAGAUACUCUUGUGCUGCAUGCGAUUGACCUCAAUGUCAGAGAAAUUGACAAUCUGCUUAAGCAUUAUCCAUGCAUACCCACAACAGAUGGACAGCUGCAGUAUAUCAACAAACUCGUCAGUCCAUCAGGGAGAGCAGCCUGUCUUUUUGGAAAAGGAGAGGGCCGCUUACUUGGUGGCUCUGAAAAUGACUUUUGCUCCGCUAAAAGAGUGCAGCGCUUGUUUGAACUUGGAAUGGCACAUGAUGACCUUCUGUUGGAGGACAUUGAAAAUAAAGCACGCACGAUGACAAAAACCUGGAAGGCUGACCAAAAGAAAGCAUAUACACAUCUGAAGUGCCUUCUUGAAUUAAUGCGGAGUCACAUACAUGACAGAGACGCACCCCUCUGGGAGAGACUGAAGACGAUUGCCUUUCUCCCCGCAUUUUCGCCCGGUGAUGUUAGAAUGGAAAGAAAUGCAACACUUCAAAAGCCAACUAAUGUUUUCACAGACCGAGACUCCCACCUUGUUAACAUGAAGCAUCAUGUCCUGAAUCACGCUGGCUUGAAAAUACACCACAAAGAUCCACUCCUUGAAGUGUUGGGAGUUUGCAGCAGUCCAGAGCCAACGAUAGUGCUUCAGCAGCUCCAAGAAGCAUGGAGACAGUCACAGUCAAUAGACGGGUCUGUACUGCACAAACUGGCACACGAGUGCUACAAGUUUCUAGAUCAAUGGAUUAGUGGCUGUGAGGACACCACCUCCAUUUCAAGGUGUGCAAAUGCAUUCCCCUUCGUACUUUUCGGCAAAACAUUUGUAAAUGUCAAAUCCGUGGCUGAAAAUGGGUCAUUUGACGCAAAACCUUAUCUCUAUAUACUGCCACCUGCCUUCGGUGGUUUCAAGAAUCUCUGGCAGAGUGUGGGUCUUCAAGAAAAGUUUACCACCAGUCAGUUUCUCACUGUGCUUGAAGAACUGCACUCUCAACAUGGAAACAAGCCCCUGCCAGAGAGUGAUUUAUCCAUUUGCCUUACAGUUUUGAGCAAGGGAAUAUUUGAGGCCAACAACAAAACAACAAGUGACUGUCUGAUACCAAACGAGCAUGGUGUUUUACAACCUGCGAAAGAGCUACAUUUCAAUGACAGCCCAUGGAUGCCGGUAGCCCCAGAACUCACAUUGUGCCAUGCAAAUAUCCCUCGUAAAAUGGCUCUGCACUUUGGAAUCAAAACAACCAGGCACCAUACUUUGGAAGGCUGCACAACUGAAAUGUCCCCGUAUUCAUUCCCAUUUGAACAGCAUGAACAGCUAACUGUUCGAAUUAAAAACAUCCUGUCAGCAUACCCAUCAAAGAGGGAUAUCAUCAAAGAGCUCAUCCAAAACGCUGAUGAUGCUGAGGCGACAGAAAUUCACUUUGUUUGGGACAAACGGCAGCAUGGCAAAGAGAAAACGUUUGGGCCGAAAUGGAAUCGUCUACAGGGCCCAGCUCUGUGUGUGUUCAACAACAAAGUGUUCUCAAAUGAUGACUUGGAAGGCAUUCAGCACCUGGGGGAAGGAGGGAAGUGCAACUCUCCUGGAAAAAUAGGCAAAUAUGGAGUUGGAUUCAACUCUGUUUACCACCUGACUGACUGUCCAUCCAUCAUCACUGGAGAUGAAUUGCUUGGUGUUUUUGAUCCCAAUCGGAAAUACAUCGACUGUCACACAGACAAGCCUCCGGCUGGCGCUGGGUACAAACUACUUGACACUUUCAAAGAGAUGUAUGCGGAUGUCUACAAAUCCUUUCUUCCUGACAAAUUCUCUCUUCAAGAGGGCACCAUGUUCAGGCUACCACUGAGGGAUAGUGCAACUGCAUCCAAGUCCAAGAUAUCACAACAAGAAAUAACUGAUAAUGACAUGACAGAGCUGUUCUCUGCCUUAACCGAAGACCCUGAGGGUCUGAUUUUGUUCCUGAAAAACAUCAGCAAAAUAGAAAUUCAUGUUAUCAGUGAACGUUCAGGAAAACUGGAAAGAAAAUUUGUGGUUGAAAAAAGUCUGCCCCCAGGUAGCAGAGAAGAAAAGGAUGCCUUUGUAAAUCAACUAAAAGCUGCAUUACGAUCUGAGAGGGACGUAACCCCACACAAGGUCCUUUAUGAAACUACUAUUUCCACCUCAGACAAAAGGCAAAGUAAGUGGAUCAUUGCAGAAGAGUUUGGCUCAUUCAAAGACGCUGACAAAGAAAGAAACAAACUUCCACAGGGAGCGAUCGCUGCACGUGUGAGCACAAAGUCCUCAAACCCAUCACAGUCCAGUAAUCUGAUGUUUAAAGGUGCAGCAUUUUGUUCUCUUCCGCUGCCUGGAGAAACCGGACUCCCAGUUCAUAUCAGUGGAAACUUUGAGGUAGAUGCUGGCAGGAAAAAUCUGUGGAUUGAAGAUGGCCACAGUCACAAAUCAAACUGGAACGAGUGUUUGAAACAAAACCUCAUUGCUCCACUGUAUGCUGAUCUCUUGUACAACAUCAAAUGUAAGAUUGCUGUCAAGCCAAGUUCUUCUGGAAAUAUUGAAUUACAUUUAAGUAUCUCGUACUUGUGCUUUUGGCCAACUGCUUCAAAAGAUGUUGGUCCAGUGUGGCAUGAAAUGAUAUACGAGGUGUACAGAUCUGUUGAGGAAAAGGGCCUUGAUGUGAUCCCAGUUCUGAGGAGCUCAACACAGAAGCUUGUAAAUCGUGAACUACAAGUGUACUCCAUCAACUGGUGUAACCUCAGUCAAACAGAGGUAAGUGAAGUGCCUUACCUGAUGCACUCAGAAUAUGAUUCCAUUAAUCCCAUUUUGGAAAACCUUGGAAUGAAGCUGGUUCCCACUUCCAUGAAAAUGUCAGAGAUAUGGAGAAACUUCAGAUCUGCUGGCAUUGAUGUGAAGUCAGUCUCUCCAGCAGCUGUCCGGACCUUCCUGAAAACAAAAGCCCUCAACGAUCCAACUCAAACAGAUGAGGAUUUACCCUUGCCCAUAACUGCCACUCUGAUCAAAGAUGAAACGAGAUGUUCUCAGCUCCUGACUUUCUGUCUGGAUGAUUUCAGAGUGAAGAACACUAAACAAAGUCCAGCUUCACUCGAUGGGCUUCCACUUCUUCUCACCAGUGACAAAAUGCUGAGAAUGUUUGACUCUAAAUCUCCCAAACUGAUAUCAAGAUAUGAAAGUAUUUUUCAAGACAACAAAGACAGAUUUGCAGAUUAUGAGACGAACAAGAGCCACAUUGAUUCUCUGAAAGUUUGUAACCUCAUUGAGAGUUUGACUCUUCCCCAGGCAGCCAAACACUUGAAGUCAUUAAUCCGUGGUUUCAUUCAACAGUGUGACGUUGAUCUAGACAGUGGUCUUCCAGUCCCAAAUGAAAAAAUGCUCAAGUGGUUGAAUGUUUUUUGGAGGUUCAUUUUUAGUAAAAUAACCAGUGGUGGACAAAAGGGUCCAACAUUGAGUGAUGUGAAGAAGAUCUUCAGUGACUGCAGCAUCCUUCCUGUUAUGUGCCCGAGGUCGAACAACAAGCACUGCCUGCAAACGAUGCAAAACAUGCCAAGCGUGGUUCAUUCUGCCUCAGAAUGGGACAUAUCACCCAUCCUCUUUAAACUUGGUUUUGUGAAGCUCAACAGUGCUUUUUUCUCCAAGUCAGACAGGAAAGUAAUCUGCCUUCUAAAUGAUGAACUCAUGGAUGUGAAUGACAAGAUUUCAGUGUUGGACCAGGUCUGCAAAAUCAACAGCUCUGAGUUUUCUCACCUUUCAAGUGAAGAUAUGAGAAAAUUUCAGGAAUUCCUUCAGUCUGUAAGCGUCAAAUCUGAGCACAUUCAAGAGUAUAAGAGGAAACUUAAAUCCUUGCCGCUAUUUCAGACGGUUCAAGGGGAAAGAGUGAGGAUUGAUGGGCCUGCAGAGGUCUUUGUCCUCAGCAGCAUCCACUCAGGGCAGUUUCCGGAUCUGUUCAGCCUGUCCAACGCCCACGGCAUCUUCCUCAAAUACAAUUCAGAGAACCGGACUCUUUCAGACAUGCUGAACAUUGCCAUCCUGGAUGACUUGCAAUAUUUUAUGAGGUUCAUUCUGCCCGCUGUCCACGGACUCAAUGAGAAACAGAUUCUUCACUGCAUCCAGCUGUUGCUCUCACUAAAACAUUUUGAUCAGCACAAGGACAAAAUCAUGUCCUCACUGAAAACAAUUAAACUCAUUCGCAGUUCCAAAGGCAACCUGGAGACUGCGUCAUACUACUUUGAUGAUCACGUUGAGCUUUACAAGAGAAUGGCUCCACCAGAGAGGUUUGUUCCUAAGAAAUUUUGGUGUGAGGUGGCUGGAGGAGAUCUAGACAAGGAAUGCAGUGCAAGGAAAAUGAUAAGGGAUCUUGGAAUGAGGCAUGAAGUGUCUACAGAUGAUAUCAUUAAUUUUGCAUACCAGCUAGAAACAGAAGCAAAGGGAAACUGUAAGCUCGAAAAACUGGAAAAAAACUCAACAUUACUCCUCAGGGAAACCCUCCAGAAAGUGAGCAAAGAUAUAAAGGAAGAGGCAAAGCUGCUCGGCAAAAUAGCUGACAUCAAGUUCAUCUUUCCAGUGAAGAUUCGAGAAGAGCUUUGCAACUAUCAUCAGCCAUUUUCUUCACAGAGAACUACUGUUCCAAUCAGAGGUUCUUUGAUCGAGAGAAAUCCAGAACAUCAAGACUUGAUUUGGUCCUCAAUGCCAAUUAUUCACCUACCAGUUUACAUCUCAUCCAAACUCCUGCAAGAAGUCAAACAUGCAGGAGCACACGAAAAUCCUCCUUCUGACUGCGUGACCAGAAACAUCAGAAACAUCUGUCAGUCACCAUGUGAGACGGAGCCUCUGAUCAGAACCAGGGCUAACGUGUUUCGCAGUGCUUAUGCAUAUCUGCAAGCAAAAGGCUUCGAUGGACAGUCCCUGGCUGCUCUUCCUGUUGUGCUGGUUGAGGAAGACACACAGCUUUUUAAACCUGAGGCUGUCUGUCUCUCACUGUUCCAUGACCUCGAGUUCAGACCCUACUUGUAUAAAAUUCCGUCACAGGAUACCUUGUAUGCAGAGUUCUUUAAGAAGAUCGGUGUGAAGAACGAAGCCACUGCAGUGCAUUACUGUAAUGUCCUGGCAGCAGUUUACACUGACACCUGUGAUAAGCCAGAGUUGAAUCCAAACCAGCAGAAGACUGUAAAACGAGCUGUUGAGCAGUUAUUUGAGCUAAUCAAAACUCAGGGAAGUCAGGCUAUCCCUGCUUCUGUUACGACUUUGUAUCUGCCUGCAGUGGAUGGGAGGUUACAACCAUCAUCUUCCCUCUACUACAACGACACCAUGUUUGAGACGAAAAGGCUGGAAGAGGCACUGGAAGACGAGUUCCUGUUGCUUGAGAGACUCAGUAGCUGUCACUUAGGGAAUGACAUCUACGAGCACCACCGACUGGUUAAUUUGCUGCCUCCGGAAUUUAAACCGAGUAUGUUGUCUCAGUUAACUGUGGAAAGGAUGGUGGAAUCAAAGGUGCAACCCUGCGAGCUCGGGAAUGGCUGUGGCUUCAGUGGAUGGUUUGAUAAACACCUUUCUUCAGUGGAAUUCAGAUAUGGACUAAUUUGUCUUCUCAGAGAGCAUACCAAGGGGAAACUCUCACAAGAAGAGGCUGCCGAGAUGUGUGACAGGACUUUUGGCAGCAUUGAAAUAGUCUGCUGCAAAACGCUGGAGACCAUGCUGUGGCUCAACAACCAGCCUCUACACAGAACUGCCAGAGAAGUGCGACUUUAUGUCAGACGAGAGCAAGCAGGCUGCACUUUUUUCUUGAAGCACAAUGAUGACAUGGCCCCCAAAGUGAUAAAUAACGUUAACAUGACGCUCAUAAAGGAGGUCAAUGCUCUUUUAAAGCAUGGGAUAUCAUCUGUUCACCUGCCUGUACUUGGACAACUUCUCAAUUGCGAUGACAUGGAAGAGGUUAAGAAAACCCUGGCUGAGAAUGAGAUCCACGACAGUGCUGAAACCAACAGUUUAAACCUCAGCCCACCAGCUGCUGGGACAGAUAUUCCUGACGCAUGGCAUGAUGUGUUGGACAUGAGCUUCCUCAACAACUUCGAAGAGGGAGAAUACAUUGGUUACAUGAUUGAAAACAAGUACAUUUAUGGGAUCAUUGUUGAGGUGUUCCCCGGGCUCUCUGGACGAUGUUCCCAAAAAUACAGGAUUGAAAUCGGAAAGGAUGAUCUGGUUGAAGUCAGCCACCUUGACCUGUAUCAGCUGAAACGGGAAAAAAAACAAAAAACAGAAGUCAGAACAACCACAUCUUCAAUGGAGCUGGAGAAGCGAGCAGGGCCUGUGCCACAUGCCUCCCGCCCUUCAAGAAGUUCUUUGCCAGCCUCUUUUGCUGAGGCUAAAACGGAAAUUGACAAAUGUCUGGCUGAGAUCUGGACACUGCCUCAGGAGGAGAGGCAGAAGGCCAUCAGGCGACUCUACCUUAGAUGGCACCCUGACAAGAAUCUUGACUGCCCCGAACUCGCCACAGAGGCAUUUAAAUAUUUACAGAAUAGAAUUGAUGAACUCAGCAAAGGCAAGACUGUAGGUAAAUCUAAUUCGAGCAGAAACUUUAACUUCAGAGACUUCUACCCGCAGUGGAAUCAGGAGGCGAGAAGUCACAGAAGUGGGCGAGAAAGAUUCUCUCGGGGUUACCGUUCCUACAAUUUUUGGACCCAUAACACAAACGUCCCAAGGCCAAACAAAGAGGAGGCCCAGCGCUGGUAUAAACAGGCCCGCUGUGAUCUUGAUGCUGCUCAAAAUGACAUGGAUCGUGGGAGCACAGAAUGGUGUCUCUUUAAAGUGCAUCAAGCAGUGGAGAAAGCUCUCAUUGCUGCGGAGUACAAACGGAAUGGCAAACAACCCGACAGCAGCUCCAUUUCAGCCAGCGCCGCCAAAGUGUCCCGCUACGACGCCAACCUGACAAAUCUGCCUCAGCUCGUGGAUCGUUUGAAGACUCUGGGAGUGGACCCAAAAAAGACCCAAUACCCGAACUGCCAUCCAUAUCCCCACAUUCCAAACGGGCAGUUCAGAUCGGAGAACGCUGUGUUAGCGCUGACCACAGCGACAGAGCUACUGAGCAAAGUGGAGACAUAUGUGAAGUAA